CGCCCUUUAGAUCCCCGUUUCAUAAUCUUCCCCAAUUCGUAACUGAGGCAAAAAUCAAGGUAGGGCGGCCGCCCUACCUUGCCCUACUGGGUCCUCCGCCCGUGUUCCUCAUGGCCCGAGAUCUCCAGUACUAGCGGUCGGUCUGCCUAGGUGCUCAAUGACUGCAGGCUGCCUCCUUUCCACGCUUCCACCAUCUGUGAAUCGCCGUUUGAAUAGCAGGGUUCAAGGCAGUAGAUCUCUUCCUCUGCAGCUGAAUUGUGUUUCCCCCAUUGCCUCCAAAGCGAUUUUGACCUGGGGCAUGGAUCGCAGCUUGUUCAGCCGUCGUACAGUUGUCCAUGCCCAAGGGUUCCCUAUCAUGGAUGCGGCAAAUGAUGCAAACCCGUCAUCUAAACUCCACACAAGACUGAGACUCUGGGAGUUUACUGACCGUUAUAUAUUUGAACCAAUUGAUGGCCUUGCUGACUUGUAUUUGUCAGUUAACCGGUCCAGUGGAUCAAUGAAUUUAGUAGAUGAGUUGCCACCACGUAGCCCCUCCACGAAUCCUAAAGUUCGCACAGUGUACGGUGUGAUAGGUGCGCUGAAACUUGCAGUUGGAUCGUAUUUUUUGGUGAUCACCGACCGUGAUUGUGUGGGAUCCUACUUGGGACAUGCAAUUUUUAAAGUGACUGGACUAAAAGUUCUCCCAUGCAAUGACUCACUGAACACAUCUGCUGAGCAGAAGAAAAUGGAAUCAGAAAUUUCGGAACUCAUGGAUGCUGCAGAGAGGACUAUAGGCCUCUACUUCUCCUACGAUAUCAACUUAACACUUAAUUCGCAGAGGCUAUAUGAUCUAGGUGACGAGUUCAAAUCACGUCCUCUUUGGAGACAGGCAGAACCAAGAUUUUUAUGGAAUAGCUACUUGUUGGAACCUCUAAUUGAAAACAAACUGGACCAGUACUUAUUACCAGUCAUUCAAGGCAGUUUUCAGAACAUACAUGCAGAAGUUGGGUCAGAGAAAGUAGAUGUUACACUGAUUGCACGUAGGUGCACGGGGAGGAUAGGUACUCGUAUGUGGAGACGGGGAGCUGAUCCAGAGGGUUAUGCGGCAAAUUUUGUUGAAUCAGAGCAAAUAGUGCAAUCAAAAGGGUAUACAGCAUCAUAUGUACAAGUUCGAGGUUCGAUGCCAUUCUUGUGGGAGCAGAUCGUUGAUUUGACAUACAAACCUAGCUUCGAUGUUGUUAGACAAGAGGAAGCGCCUCAUGUACUUGAGCGGCACUUCAAUGACUUGCAAAAGAAAUAUGGAGCGAUAUUGGCUGUUGAUCUUGUCAAUACGCAUGGUGGUGAAGGGCGCCUCCGUGAAAGAUAUGCAAAAUCUAUCGAACCUAUUCUCAGUGAAGAUAUAAGAUAUGUGCAUUUUGACUUCCAUCGUAUUUGUGGUCAUAUUCACUUCGAGCACCUUUCUCAGCUGUAUGAUCAAAUUGAGGAUUAUUUGAAGAAACACAGGUACUUCCUAUUGAAUGAUAAAGGCGAGAAGAUUCAGGAGCAGGUUGGCACUGUCAGAACAAAUUGUAUUGAUUGUUUAGAUCGUACCAAUGUAACUCAGAGCAUGAUCGGGAGAAGAAUUCUGGAAAGCCAACUUCAACGAGUAGGGGUUUUUGGUGUUAACGAUACUAUAAGCAAGUAUCCAGCUUUUGAUGCAAGCUACAAAGUUUUGUGGGCCAAUCAUGGAGAUGCAAUAAGUAUUCAGUACUCUGGAACUCCUGCUUUGAAGGGAGAUUUUGUUCGGUACGGGAAGCGAAGUGCCCAGGGAAUUUUAAAUGAUCUCCAGUAUUCACUUGCUAGAUACUACUUGAACAACUUUGCAGAUGGGACAAAGCAGGAUGCCAUGGAUCUUCUUCAAGGGCGUUACAUCACAUCUGUUAGUCGGGACAUCGCAGCUCCAAGCAAAGCAGGAUCUCUAGAGAAUUAUGCGUCCGCUCGUCUUGCUUUUGCGUUGGUUUCGGGAGCAUUUAUGUUCAUGAUGAUGUCUCUAAGACAAGCUCGGAAUGAUGGUCGCCAUUUGUUGCUGUCAGUUCUGUGGGCUGGUCUUUGUAUUGGCAUCACACACUUUGUUAGAACCAAUGGCCGGGUGUUCACAAACCGACCUCGUAUUUAUCAGUCACGCCAUUGAUGGAAGCAAAUGUACAAUUUUGAGUGCCAAGUGCGCUGCCUGAUAGAUUAUGAUCAUUCAUCAAACAAUGGCAGCACCUAUUUCUAAUUAUUGCCCUUUCUUUUCUCAUGAAUAUCAUGUUUCAUAUUUGUUGUUCCUUUAUGUUCAUAAUGGAUUGUCGGUCAGUAAUCAGCUGUUGCUAGUUGCUGCAAUCACUUCCAAUAUUCAGACAUGAGCUGAUAUUUACAGCAUAUCUUGUUAUGCUGAAGCUGAGUUAGCUGACCUGUUGCAAAUACAUUAUUUCUUCUUUGACCAGCCCUUGUAUAUUGUGUAAUAAUAAUGAAACAUUGUAAAAUUGUGUACAGUACAAAGUGCCAUCCUUCACGUUUCA
This is a messenger RNA of Brachypodium distachyon (stiff brome), 2519 nucleotides long. RefSeq names its product phosphoinositide phosphatase SAC7. The coding region runs from base 158 to 2149 and encodes 663 amino acids. Gene Ontology annotation, molecular function: phosphatidylinositol-4-phosphate phosphatase activity. Gene Ontology annotation, biological process: phosphatidylinositol dephosphorylation. The record is from RefSeq and is a predicted model, not a curated record. Lineage: Eukaryota; Viridiplantae; Streptophyta; Magnoliopsida; Poales; Poaceae. The transcript has 19 exons. Gene Ontology annotation, cellular component: endoplasmic reticulum.